This is a messenger RNA of Anopheles coustani, 909 nucleotides long. RefSeq names its product fatty acid hydroxylase domain-containing protein 2-like. The transcript is spliced from 3 exons. Gene Ontology annotation, biological process: sterol biosynthetic process. The record is from RefSeq and is a predicted model, not a curated record. The coding region runs from base 1 to 909 and encodes 302 amino acids. Gene Ontology annotation, molecular function: iron ion binding; C-4 methylsterol oxidase activity. NCBI's taxonomy places the organism in Eukaryota, Metazoa, Arthropoda, Insecta, Diptera, Culicidae.
AUGAAUGAAACGUUUAUUGACGUGAAUGUGACUGGAGAAACACACAAGUUUGACCAUUUUCUGGAGCAACAAUCAAGCAUCCAGCAUGGUUUUGUGCAACGUCAGUGGAAUGCCCUUCUUGAUGUUAUAGGCGAUGAUCCCGACAUGUUGUACGUGUGGUACCUGAUGAUCUACUCGUAUGGAUUGUUCUGGAUUGUUGGUGGACUAUUUGUCCUGAUGGAUUUAACGCAAAGACCGGCCUGCAUGCGCAAGUACAAAACACAACCAGGAACCCACGAACCACUGGAAUGGGAUCGCUGCAAGCGCCUCAUCCAAACCGUGGCUUACAAUCAGCUAGUGUACGGGAUACCGACAACAUGGGCCACCUACCAUGCCCGCAAGAUGUUCCUGGACAGCGUGCCCGAUGUGCGAACCAUACCUACCUUGGACGUCAUCCUGCGCGACAUGCUGGUGUGCAUAGUGGCGUGGGAGGUCGGGUUCUACUACACUCACCGGCUGCUGCACUCAGGCCUCCUGUAUCGACUCAUCCACAAGAAGCACCACGAGUGGAAGGCCCCGGUCGCCUGGUCCGCCAUGUACGCACAUCCGGUCGAGUUCGUUAUCAGCGACCUGCUGCCGGUCUACCUCGGGCCGGCUCUGAUGACGUCGCACGUGUUCACCAUCGCCAUCUGGCUGACGUUCGUGAUGUGGGACACGCUAGGCGACCAUUCCGGCUACCAUCUACCGUUUCUCGGUAGCUCGGAGUCGCACGACUAUCACCAUUUGAACUUCAACCAAUGCUAUGGCAAUUAUGGUUGGUGUGAUCGACUGCACGGAACCAGCGACGAGUUUCGAAAGAAAAAGCAAUUCCAACGGCACCACCGAAUUUUCAGCCUGAAAUCGGCCAGGGAGCUUGUACCAGUUAAAUAG